Messenger RNA from Corythoichthys intestinalis (scribbled pipefish), 2132 nucleotides. RefSeq names its product serpin peptidase inhibitor, clade H (heat shock protein 47), member 1b (gene serpinh1b). The transcript is spliced from 6 exons. Gene Ontology annotation, molecular function: serine-type endopeptidase inhibitor activity. Gene Ontology annotation, biological process: collagen fibril organization. Gene Ontology annotation, cellular component: endoplasmic reticulum. Lineage: Eukaryota; Metazoa; Chordata; Actinopteri; Syngnathiformes; Syngnathidae. Bases 370 to 1587 code for a protein of 405 amino acids. The record is from RefSeq and is a predicted model, not a curated record.
UUUAAGCAGGCAGUUGGGAGUGAUUAGACCGCUGGUUUUUGAAAAAGCAUCCCAACACAUUAAAAAUGUUAAUUUGCGAAAUCAUAUAUAAAAGAAAACAGAAAGAGGUGUCGGAUUACAUCUUGGUGUAAGCACUGAAUGGGUGGCAACUCCAGAUGCUGCUGCUGACGUGGCGAGUAAAAUGUCUGCUGGACGGUAAUCCUCCUCCUGACCUCGCCUCAAACCAAAAUGAGGGCAUCCCUUUUAAUACUGAUCAUACCCAUACUUUGAACAUGCAAUAAAGGACAUUUGAUUUGAUUCCCAUGGAGACACACACUAAACUUGCUGUUCGUUUGCAGGCCAUUGCAACUACUUUAGUAGACCAACAGGAUGUGGAUGAGAAACCUCGUAGCUCUUUGCCUGCUUACUCUUGCGGCCUCUGCUGAGGACAAGAAGUUGAGUGGCCAUGCGUUAACACUGGCUGACAACAGCGCAAAUUUGGCCUUUAGCCUCUACCACAACAUGGCAAAGGUGAAGGAGACGGAGAAUAUCCUGAUCUCACCUGUGGUGCUUGCCUCCUCGCUGGGAAUAGUCGCCCUCGGGGGAAAAUCAUCCACCUCCUCACAGGCCAAAACCUUGCUGCAUGCAGACAAACUCAAGGACGAGCAUCUGCACGUGGGCCUCUCUGAGCUGCUCUCAGAGGUGAGCGAUGCCAAAACGCGCAACACCACAUGGAAAAUCAACAACCGCCUCUACGGGCCCAGUUCGGUGGCUUUUGCCGACGACUUUGUGAAAACCAGCAAGAAGCACUACAACUACGAACAUUCAAAAAUAAACUUCCGUGACAAGAGGAGUGCGGUAAACUCCAUCAAUGAGUGGGCAGCUAAGUCGACCGGCGGCAAGCUGCCAGAAAUUACCAAAGAGGUGGUCAACACCGACGGGGCCAUGAUCGUCAAUGCUAUGUUUUUUAAGCCUCACUGGGAUCAGAAGUUCCAUGAAAAGAUGGUGGACAACCGUGGUUUCCUGGUGACCCGCUCUUUCACAGUUUCAGUUCCCAUGAUGCACCGCACAGGUCUUUACGACUUCUAUGAAGAUGUGCAGAACCGUCUCUACAUUCUGGACAUGCCUCUUGGCCAGAAGCAAGCCUCUAUGAUUCUCAUCAUGCCAUACCAUUUGGAACCCCUGGAACGCCUGGAAAAACUGCUAACCAAGACACAGGUGGACACUUGGCUCAGCAAGAUGCAGAAUAGGGCCGUGGCCAUCUCACUGCCCAAAGUCACCAUGGAAGUCAGCCACAACCUGCAGAAACAUCUGGCUGAGCUGGGCCUGACUGAAGCAGUGGACAAGGCCAAGGCAGAUUUGUCCAACAUCUCCGGAAAGAAGGACCUUUACCUCUCUGACUUCUUCCAUGCGUCUGCUCUGGAGUUGACUACAGACGGCAACCCGUUCGACACUAGCAUCUUUGGAACGGACAAGCUGAGGGACCCUAAGCUUUUUUAUGUAGAUCACCCUUUCAUUUUCCUGGUAAAGGACAACAAGACAAAGUCCAUCCUAUACAUUGGCCGUGUGGUUCGACCUAAUGGAGAUAAGAUGCGCGAUGAGCUAUAAUGUUGAUAUCAGUUUAGGUUUUAAGUGUGAAACUUUGUCAUGAAAACUGCCCCCCCCCCAGUGUUACCUCAGGAACACAUUCCAUAAAGGCAGACUGUGGACUGAAUAUCUGAGCUUUUGUGACAAACUCUUUUGAUUUGAAUUUUUUUGUCCAAAUAUGAGCCUCAUUGAGAUUUUGACUAUUUAGAUUAAGUAUGACAUCUCUCUUUGCUGCCUGUUAAUAUUGUUAGCAGACAUUAAGCAAUGAUCCAUUUGUUCUCAUGCCUUAUGUUUAAAAAUGUUAUUUUUGCCAGUUUUUACAAAACACUCCUCAAUAUACACCUUUUGUCUUAAACCUGCACUGAAUAUGACAAGAAAAAUCUGCAUUUAAAAGGUUUGCAUGUAAUUUAUGUUUAUAUGCCUCGCACACUCAUUGCUGUCCACAUAAAUGCUGUUGGAAUUGUGUGAUUGUGAACAAAUGUCAUUUUUUAAUUAAAAAAGAUAAAAAAGACAAAAGCCAUACUAUUUUUAUUUAUUUUUUGGUUUAAAAUAAAGGGAUAACAAUU